This is a messenger RNA of Puntigrus tetrazona (Sumatra barb), 4968 nucleotides long. It is a transcript of the gene tp63, whose product is annotated as tumor protein p63. Gene Ontology annotation, molecular function: DNA-binding transcription factor activity, RNA polymerase II-specific; protein binding; RNA polymerase II cis-regulatory region sequence-specific DNA binding. Lineage: Eukaryota; Metazoa; Chordata; Actinopteri; Cypriniformes; Cyprinidae. Gene Ontology annotation, biological process: protein tetramerization; regulation of transcription by RNA polymerase II; apoptotic process. The record is from RefSeq and is a predicted model, not a curated record. The transcript has 11 exons. Bases 2340 to 3743 code for a protein of 467 amino acids. Gene Ontology annotation, cellular component: nucleus.
UAGUUUUUGAGAACAAUUUAGCAAACCUCAGGGUGUAUCCAGUUGAACACAGCUAUAAAAGAGUGCUCUGGGGUUUGCACGGCUUUGUAACAAUUGUGUGUUUGUAAAAAUGACGUGAUUCUGCAACUCCUUAAGACAACUAUUACCUGCUGACACUGGCAGAAUAUUUCAAAAUCUUUGAUCUUUACCAAAAUCAAAUUUGUUGACGCAUGUUAUUAUCUUGGUAAACACCUGCAUACAACAAUACCAGUCUUUGAUUUACACAGCUGGUAUUUCAUGGGAGGCCCUGUCCACCUUUUAAUCAGUAUGUAGUCUAUAUAUUACACGGAUUCUAGUUUCACAACCUUAUGCAAACAAAAUGUACUUCAUUCUGAAACAGACAAGUACUUGACAUUUAGUCGGUGAGUCAGAUGCGGAUUCAGUUACUGUUCGUUCAUCCAGCAAAGAAUUCAUCGUUCUAGCAUCAGAACUAGCUUGUUUCUGACUUAGACAACACUUGACAUGUCACUUACAUGUUUGUUUUUUUAUCUAAUCCGAUUGCAAGCUCACAUUCACAACCCAUGUGCACUAAGAUUCUGCCUCCUAAAAGAGGUGCAGGAAGCGCUCCUCGAAUGCAUUUAGUUCAUGUUCAUCCAGUUCACAGCAGAAGUCUAUAAUAACUAGGAUUGUAUCCAUUGAUAAUUAAGUUAAAAGUAUUUUCACUUCGGCUGUGGAUAUGUGGGAAUCUGUCACCCCCAAUAAACUAAAGCCAAGUACAGCAGAGCAAAACAUGUCGUUUAAGUUGGAUUCUGUUCAGGAAUGGCAAAAUGAGGACCCACAAUUUGCAGAUGUUUGUAAAGUUAUCUGCCUGGGUGUGUGCAGUGUGUGUGUCUAACUGUGUGCUGGGUGUGUGUAGGGGGGUUGCUCUAAAAUAACUUGCUGCUUUGGCAUGGGUAAAGGACAUGGUGGCUAGAUAUAUAGGGAUAUUUACAGUCAAAAAGAACAUUUUUUAAAUAUUCGGUCUAUCUGAUGAAAAUUUAAACAGCAUUGGUUAUUGGGUAAUACAACCCUGUUAUCAGCUCUGGUUAUUUUUUUGUAUGGAACACCAAUUUUCGUAACAGACAAGACUAGAUUUUAUCUUUCAUUUUCCACUUUUGUUGAAAUAUGAGACAUUAGUAAACUGGGUUGCGAAUGAGUACUCGCGUACACGUGCAUGUAAACGUCCACGUCUUGAACUCAGUAGUGUCCCUAUUAUAAAGUGUCCCUUUAUGGUGCAUUAUGGGUGGUGGCAUAGGAUAGACGAAGGAUGACACUUGACUGAGGCUCUCUUUAAAGGUACAAAAGUCCGGCACACCGGAUCGUGUUCCCCGGAUACCCAGCAUCUAUUUAUUAUCCUUCUCCCCUCUGUGACCUCCCCUUUAUUUUAAACCUCUGAUUCAUCUGCAAUUCAACCCCUAAAAACCGCAAAACACCUCUAAGUUUACAGCCUCCGGAUGAUACCGUCAGCAGACGUAAAUGAGGUGCGAUUUUUCAAUGAAUUCUGCUCAACACAUUGAUGCCUUUUUAUUUUUGGAAUCCCGUCAUAUGUCAUCUUCGGAGAAGACAAAAGGAUAGGUUAAUUUAAUUCAAUGAAAUUCAACAAGUUGACAUCAAGAGGAGAGCUUCUGUUUGUUGGUUUUAUAACAGCAGGAAUCUGCCAAUUAAGAUUAGUCUGUCUUGUCACAGGCGCUUACUCUGCAUGUUAGCGGAUGGAGGGGUGCAAGGCGAUAAACGUCUAACACGGAGUUUCAGCCCUAUUGACAGUUCAGGAAACCAUCGUGGUCACUGAGGGCUAUUUGAUGUGACAUCUUUUUCACCUGGUUGGGGUUAAAAUAGAACUAAGCGGCUGGUGUGAUGCAAUCACCACACAUAGCUGAAAGCUCCUGGGAUUCUGGAUACAAACUGAAGCCAGCAAAUGAACGGCGGAAUGUGCUUUUCAGGUUAGUGCUUAGACAGACAUCACUGGGGACAUGGACCAGAAAUGGAAUGGGUGGGGGUUGUUGCUUAAUAUCUAUAUCCUAGCAACUGAAGGGGUAUGAUACCAUGUCCAGUUGUUGUCAGGGAUUGGUCAGCAUGUUGGCAUUGACGCCGCCCCUUUGCUUGUGUGCUGUAGAAAGAUUAAACCAAAAUUAAAACAUCCUCCACACUUGAUUCACUCCUGUGCACUUGACCUUCUAGCACUUUAAUCUGCCUCAGAGUUUCUUUUUUGUUUGUUUUUCAUGUUUUUCAUUUAUUUGUAACUCCAGAUCUGCUGUAAUACAUGUGCUUGGGCCACUUGGCGAUAACCUUGACGACCUCAGUAAAGACCCCAGUCUGGCAGUAUGACCUCUCCUUAUGCAGCAGUACAGUUCUGCCCAGAGCGAGCUUUUCAACGACUCAGAGAGCCAGCAGCAGCCUGUCUUUCAUGGGCUGAAGGUUCUUUCCUGGCCUCCAUGUCACAAGGCCAGGGCUCCCAGGGUACGGAUAUCCUCGGACAAGACGUCCUCAACCAGCUGCUGGAGAUGCUGGACCAGUCUGCGCUACAUUCAAUGCAGCCUAUCGAGCUCAACUUUUCUGAGGGCUCUGCAGUUGGAUCAGCAUCCAAUACCAUACAGAUUAGUAUGGACUGCAUCACGAUGCGUGGGCCUGAGGAGCCCCUUACACCACAGUAUACAAGCCUGGGGCUUCUCAACAGCAUGGAUCAAAAUGGUGGCUCCACCUCCACCAGCCCCUACAACAACGAGCAUGCUCAGAACAACGUAACGGCACCAUCACCCUAUGCCCAGCCCAGUUCCACCUUCGAGGCCCUUUCUCCAUCACCUGCCAUCCCAUCCAAUACAGACUAUGCUGGCCCACACACCUUUGACGUGUCCUUUCAACAGUCCAGCACAGCCAAGUCCGCAACCUGGACGUACUCCACAGAACUGAAGAAGCUGUACUGUCAGAUUGCCAAAACAUGUCCCAUUCAAAUCAAGGUCCUCACCAACCCACCCCAGGGUGCAGUUAUACGGGCCAUGCCUGUCUAUAAGAAAGCAGAGCAUGUUACCGAGGUGGUCAAACGCUGCCCGAACCAUGAACUGAGCAGAGAGUUCAAUGACGGUCAAAUAGCCCCACCCAGUCACCUGAUCAGGGUUGAGGGAAACAGUCAUGCUCAGUACGUGGAGGAUUCCAUUACUGGGCGUCAGAGUGUGCUGGUGCCUUACGAGCCCCCUCAGGUGGGCACAGAGUUCACAACCAUCCUGUACAAUUUCAUGUGUAACUCCAGCUGCGUCGGCGGAAUGAACAGACGCCCUAUCCUCAUAAUCGUCACUUUGGAAACCAGAGAUGGUCAGGUUUUGGGUCGACGGUGUUUCGAGGCUCGUAUCUGUGCGUGUCCGGGACGCGACCGCAAAGCCGAUGAGGACAGCAUCCGUAAACAGCACGUCAGCGAUGGCACAAAGAGCAGUGAGGGUACGAAACGCCCUUUCCGUCAGGCCUCUCACCUCUCUCAGCUAAACUCCAUCAAGAAGCGAAGAUCCACCGAUGAGGAAGUGUUUUGUCUGCCUAUUAAAGGGCGUGAAAUCUAUGAGAUUUUGGUGAAAAUCAAAGAGUCUUUGGAACUCAUGCAGUUCCUCCCUCAGCAGACUAUUGAGUCAUACAGACAGCAGCAGCAGAACCUACUGCAAAAACACCUGUUAAGGGCCCGUUUGCGCUCUGAGCUUCUGGACCCAAUAGGUGAGCAGAAGAGGCGCUUCAGUGCUUCCUGAAAGUAGGAAUCACAUUCCUCCUCCCUCAGAGCAUCCCUCUCUCCAUCCCUUCAUCUCAUCCUCUACCCCUCAAAGGGGCUCCCUGUGCUUCUCCAAACUGUCACCUGUGGUAACUCCUAGACUUUUUCUAUGCCACAAAUAGGCUGAGCUCAGGAUUUUCUUCCUACCACCUGAACACCUCGUUUUAAAUAUGUGAGCUCUCAAGUGAAGUCAUUUUUAAAUAUUUUUGGAAAGUUCAUUGCAUGAUUUUGUCCCUGCAAAGUGUAUUAUCUAGACUGUGGCGCUCAUUUAUCAGUUAAAUCGAUCCAUUUGUGUGUUAAAUUUGCUUACACUCACUUUACGGUCAGAUUUAGUUGCGUUAGAGUUAUUGUUCAAUCAUCUGAAGAGUCAAAAGUUUCUUAAAACAUUUCGUUGUCCAUACUUUUUUAAAUGUUUCUUAAAGGGCCCUUAUGACUGAGGCUGCUUGUUUCCUCAGCAUUUAUUGUGUUUGUUGGACUGAUCUGCUGGUAUUGCACAGAAACCCAUUGCACAUAAACAGUAUAGCAACUUCUCAGCUGACCACCUACUUCUGUCUUUCUCUCUUCUUUCCAUCUGUUUUUCUUCUUUCUAUCUAUCUAAACGAUCCUGAAUGUCGAAACUGACCAGGAACCAAGCACACAUCUUUUUUUUAUGGGACUCAUAGUUUUUCUUUAAGAUCUUGAUGAUGGUUCAUCUUAAAUAGCUUUUUUGGUUUUUUUGCCUCUGUCUUCAUUUUAUUAUUGGAGCUGGACUCGUUGAGUUGUCUAUAAAUGUGGGGGGAUAGACUUUAUCGAUGACUGAAUUUUGAUAAUGCUGGUCAUGUUUUGUAAAGCGCACUGCUGGGCAGUAAUUUGUGUGUUUUGUCUUGAUUAUUUGUUCAUUUUCUUAAAGAUGUGUUUUCUGCUGUGUACGUGGCAGAGAAAAAGGAAAUGAACGCUAUAGUGUUGACAGAUUCUUUUGUUGUUUCAUAUGAAAUAAUGGUUGUAUUCUCAAUGGCUCUUGCACUUUUGUCAGUUACUACUAUUCAAUAAAUGACUUCUCUGCUUUUGUGUUCCUAACUCUGCUCUUCCUCUUUAUUCUCUUUUCUUCUCCUUUAUUUCUUGACUGUUCUUUAAACUUGAAUUGUCAGGGGCUUUUAGUCAGAGCAUUUAAAAUAUCAAUAAUAUCAACAAAAAAAAACUUCAAAAGGGAUAGUUCACUCAAGUAA